UGGGGGUGGGGGGCUUAUUAAGUUGGAAGUGCAUUUUACCUGAUUCUGCAUUGAGUGUGUGGUUUAGACAGAAUACAGACCUUUGUUGUGACUCAGGUCAGCUCCUCGCAGAUGUUUAUAGGCCCAGAUAAACCAUGAAGGUCAGCAACGGAUGAGCACCACGAAUCUCCAUGAACUUAUUUGUCAUGCCAUUUUAUUCUAACAACUUGGUCUUUGUGUUCUUUCGGGAUUUGUAGUUUUCUGGGGUGAAUCAAUCAUCUUCGCUGUCCGUGGUGCUGAAAGUAAUCCUCCACCCUCUGCAGAGAGUUACGACAAAUGCGCUGCGUUUUUCCUCAUACCUGCUUGGCUUCUUUGGCCCAAUGUAACAACCACUUCUCACUCGGAAGCUAUUUUAACUCACAGAGUGUAGUGUCAUGUAGUAUCACAUAUAGGGCGUGAGGCUUGCGCAGCCUGGAUGCAUGCUCACGACAUGAUGUUUCAUAUCCUUGUUAACGAUUUUUAACCUUUCUCUCCUUUCACUAUGUUAAAAAAAUAUAUAUUAAAUGACAUUUGGUGUCACACAGACUCGAGUGUAGAUUAGCUCAUUUUGCGUAAUCCUAAAACCGUGACAUGACGGGAUGAAAAUGUGAUGUUUUAAUCUCUAAUCAGUGUGUGAUCAUUUUAAAUUGAGAUGUUACACAAGGUGGCUCCAGAGCAUCUGUCUCUCUUUGCAGUCGGAUUGCGCCAGUGCUGGCACACAAGCGCUCUUGUUUUUGUGGUGUAUGGAGAACUUCUGGCGGCGUGUUUUAGUAGAGCCGGUCUGCAUUGCGUCGAAACCCUCCAACUCCUCCUCCUCCUCCUCUUUCUGCCGCCCUCCCUCUCUUUCUCCACUCCUCACCCCUCCUCUCUUUUCCCUCGCCUCCCCUGCACUCGCAUGUACAACGCACAGCAAAACAUGCUUGACAUUGUGGAGAAAACAUUUGGACCUCGCCGCCACACUCGCCUCCCUCUCGGCCGUCCGUUUUGAUUUUCUUUUUUUUUUCCUCACUGCGCUCCGCAUCCGCGCUGUGCUGAAACACAUUGUGCCCGUCAUCUCGUCUAGUGGCAAAAAAGAAAAAAACAAAAAAACCCCAGCAGAUUUCUGCUGAUGCAGUGAUGUCUGGAAAUGUCAAGGGCUCGCUUAUUGCACCUUAAUGUAUCUCUCCCCCCCGAAUUGCAGCGCAAGAUUUUCUCCUGCGGUAUACUGUGCAAUGUAAAGUUGCCACAUGACACCCACUACUGGCGUCCUGCUGUUGGAUGAUUUUACUCGAGGAUAAGACGCAUUCAAGACCUUCCCAGAUCAACCCACGAGGCAGCAGCAACAACAGCUGCAGAUGCACCGGAGAGCAGCAAUGGUCAAGUCAGCGAGAACCGCAGUGGAGCCGCACUGAGGCAAAGCAGCCAACCCGCCCUCUCGUAUCUGGGGACGUCUCCAACAUUUUAAGGGGUGUGGGAAGCUGAGGAGUGGAAAAUUUCCCCCAAUCCUGAAUGCCUGCUCAGUCAGCCUAACCAACAUCCCACAACACAAUUCCUGCUCCUCCUCCUCCUCCUCGUCUUUCACCACCUCCUCCUCCUCCUCUUCCCAAAAUGACAGUAGUAGCAGGAGAUAACAUGGACGAGACCUCGGCUGUCCCGGGCCACCCUCAGGACACCUAUCCCCCAGACCACAAUGACCACGAAUGCUGCGAGAGGGUGGUCAUCAACAUAGCCGGCCUCCGGUUCGAGACUCAGCUGAAAACUCUCUCCCAGUUUCCGGAGACGUUGCUGGGCAACCCCAAAAAGCGGAUGCGGUACUUUGACCCUCUGAGAAACGAGUACUUCUUCGACAGAAACCGCCCCAGCUUCGAUGCCAUCCUGUACUACUACCAGUCAGGGGGGAGGCUGAGAAGGCCGGUGAACGUCCCUUUGGAUAUGUUCUCAGAAGAGAUUAAAUUUUACGAGCUGGGAGUGGACGCGAUGGAGAAGUUUCGUGAGGAUGAGGGUUUCAUCAGGGAGGAAGAGCGACCUUUACCCGAGAAGGAGUUCCAGCGUCAAAUUUGGCUCCUCUUCGAGCAUCCAGAAAGCUCAGGCCCCGCCAGAGGGAUUGCCAUCGUGUCUGUGAUGGUAAUCCUGAUUUCAAUAGUCAUAUUUUGUUUAGAGACUUUACCACAGCUGAAAGAGGACCCGAUGGGUCGAUUUGAGAGAGUGGGGAACACUACUGUUUAUUAUAAGCCAAAUAUCCUCACUGACCCCUUCUUUGUCAUCGAGACACUCUGUAUAAUCUGGUUCUCCUUUGAGUUGAUAGUACGCUUUCUGGCAUGCCCAAGCAAACCAGCCUUCUUCAAGAACAUGAUGAACACCAUCGACAUUGUGGCCAUUAUCCCUUAUUUCAUUACACUUGGCACUGAACUGGCUGAAGACCCAGACAAUGAGGGCGUGGGGGAGCAGGCAACAUCUCUGGCCAUACUCAGGGUGAUCCGUCUGGUCAGGGUGUUCAGGAUCUUCAAGCUGUCACGACACUCCAAAGGACUCCAGAUCUUGGGGCAGACCCUCAAGGCCAGCAUGCGAGAGCUGGGUUUGUUGAUCUUCUUUCUGUUCAUCGGAGUCAUCUUGUUCUCCAGCGCUGUCUACUUUGCCGAGGCAGAGGAGGAGGGAUCCUACUUUGGCAGCAUCCCGGAUGCAUUUUGGUGGGCUGUUGUGUCCAUGACAACUGUGGGCUAUGGGGACAUGGUCCCGGUCACUAUAGGGGGCAAGAUUGUAGGAUCUCUGUGCGCCAUCGCUGGAGUGUUGACCAUUGCACUCCCGGUGCCCGUCAUCGUCUCCAACUUCAACUACUUCUACCACAGGGAGACGGAGGGAGAGGAGCAGGCCCAGCUGCUCAACGUCAGCAAUCCCAACAUCCCCUCCGAAACCAACUCCAGCCGCCGUAGUUCGUCAACCGUCAGCAAGUCAGAGUACAUGGAGAUCGAUGGAGACAUAAACAAUAGCAUCGACAACUUUAGGGAGGCAAACCUCAGAACUGGCAAUUGCACUAUAGCCAACCAAAACUGUGUAAAUAAAAGCAAGCUGCUUACAGAUGUUUAGACACUAGUUAGGACCUUUAGGAUCGCUGUGGGACUGUAACAUGUGGAGUAGACCAUCAGUUAGGAAUGCUUCAUUUACUUCCCCAAAGCUCUCUAUGGCAUUAGGCCUACAACUAUGCUCAGCUAUACGGAAAGGAAAAGAAAAAAAAAACAAAGCUGUUAGAGUAUAUGACAGGUAGAUAGAAUAAUUAAUUCUUCUGAUCCUACAAAUAUAUAGUUAUAUCAAAAAGAAAACAUUGAUUAUUACUCAUAUACACGGCUCCCUCGAGGACGCAGAGCACACACUGUCUUAUCAGACGAUGGCGUGAUAAUUAAAAUCAUAUGCAUGGAGUACAGAUAACAUUUCAGCAAGUUGCACAAUGCACCAGUAACGACUGCAGACAUGCAAGCAUCUGCAGCCGAGUGGUAAGCGCCAAGAAGUUAGGAGACCCCCUCCCCCACCACCACCACCACCACCCUUUCUCCUCCCUCCUCUCCUCUCCCCCUACAGAGGAUCUACUACUCAGCAAAGCACCUUAUACGAGGAAGACUGAUCUCUCUUGUUUGGAUGUAAACAGAUGGUGAUCUACUUGCUUCAUGGACAUCUGCAAUGCUGCUGUUUUCCAGCAGUUGCUGUAAUUGUGUUAUCACCAAGUGAUUCAAUGCCAUGCCCUUUAGAUGCAACACAGCACAACGAGCGCAAGUGAGCUUCACACGAGCAUGAUUAGAGACUUUCCAUUUUGAUACCGGCAUGCACGAGACAUAUCUCACAUAACUGGAAAGGAUGUACUUUUGGAUACCUGCCUCCAUCCCCCUCCCUUCUCAUCGGUUUUCAUACUGAGUGCACUGGAUGAGUUUUUAAUUUGAAAAUGCUAAUCAUUUAGAAGUAUAGAAAUUGAAUGUUAAAUCUUAAGGGAACAGUACAUUAAUGAGAUCAUAGCAUGAAAAAAAACGUAACCUGCAUUAUGGUCUAUCGACUAAGAUACUUUUGUAUCCUGGUAUAUUUAAUGCAUGACGUGAGUAUACAGCUUGUUGCAAUUCAGGCACUCUGCAGUGCCCUAUUGUCAGGGAAACUAAGGAAAUCAAAUUCUGAAUGUUUCUGAAUUCAAAUAUAUCCAAACCCACCUUGAAGAUGCAGAGUUUCUAAUUUUAAAAGUAGACGAGGAAACUAAAUAUUAUCAAAGAUGCAUAUAAUCAUAAUAAGCACCAAUUACAGUAUUAGUCAAUAGUGCAGUGCAUGGACCUUCUUUGAACAAGAACAGUUAACAUGUUUUUCGUCAUGCUUCCAUCUCCACGUCUAAGUUGAGCACAUAUUGGUUUGGAGUCCACUGAAAAACGAUUGAUACCAAAUUUCACUUCAGAUCUGAGAGAAUUAUUCUGACAUUAGUUGCGAGUGCCUUUAUCCCUUUCACCAAUAGGACCAGUGAAAGUGCCUCUGUGUACAAUGUGUGCUUGAGCAGAGCUGGUUACCUUCUGUUGUAGAGUCGACACACCGUUGGUCGCGACGUUAAUGAUGCCCGAUGAGCAAGGUUGAAGCAGCAGGUGAUUGUGGUUGAGAAAAGGAAGAAGAAAAGAUGAUCCAUGCUGUCAUGCACAACCCAGUUUCCAUGCUGUCACGCACUUAAUUACGCCCUUAAGCAGCAAUGUAUUGUACUCUGCAUGUUUACCAUUCCAAUUCAAAAGGGAAUAUCCAUAGUUGUGUUUCUUUUUUUUUGUUUGUUUGUUUGUUUUUUGACAAACUCAUGCCGUUUCUUUGCGCACCACGCAUCCUUUCAGGGUCUCUACCUCAGUGAGGUCAUUGCAAACUUGCUGCAGAGCUGCAAGCUUCAAUGCAGGGCUUCCUAUACCAUAAUGCAAAAUGGAACCUUAAGUGUAAACUGCAGUCAUGCAAUAUUGAAUGUGAGAGUCCCAAAGCAUAGCCUUUACACAAGCACUUAGGACAAAUAGUGUACCACAAUCCUGCUCCUGUUUUUCCCACUUAAAGCUACGCACAAUCAGGAUAUUCAUUUGUAGAGAGUUUGUCUGAAGAUUGCGUGACUCUCCUGACGGGACGAGGUUGACUGUUUUUCGUGUAAGUUUCUUUGGAACGCGCCAGGUUACUUUUGUGUCGCGGGAGAACACCCGAAUGUGUUGAAGCGCAUCUGUGUGGAAUGCAGCGGAGACAUUUAACUAAAUCCGUCACACUGCAACUAUCGGGCAUUACGAUGCACGCGGAAGUGCAGCCCAUCUAUUUGCACAGCUGUUUCUUUUCGGUUGCUUGAACUACUUUGCUUUACUGGUGACUUUUGUUUUUCUUUGUCACUGUGCUCUCGCUCGUUUGCAUAGUUUCUCCACAUCCUGUUCCGGGCAGGCGAACUUCAGAUAGAUUAGUAUUAUUAAUAUUAGACUACUUGAAAAUCUCCAGCUACUGUACGUUAAUCUGCACUCAGUAUUGAGAGUUUUGUACUGUUCUUUCUUCAGUUUUGUAUUGUUUUGAAUUAUUUAGCAUUCUCCUGAAAAGGUCCUGUAAGAAAAAAAAGCUCCACUGCAGUGCUGCUUGAAUGUCACAGUUGUUUCUGUUCGGCUGUUCCUCGCGGUGGUAGGACAGGACUGCGUUAGUUGUCUUCUCACCACGACGUUACUUGUUUUGGAAAAGACGACUUUCCAUUCAGCUACUUCUGUUCUUGUCGUUCUUGUUGCUGGUGUCUGGUUGGAUAGUUCACAGCCUGUUUUAUUUGGAAAUGAUCUUUGUACUGUACUGCUGAAGAGUGUCUGCCUCAGGCAAGGUAAACAUGCUAGGUGUCUUGUCACAACAUCAUUCCACUUGUCUAGACUUUAUUCGAAAAGAAGGACACUCCUAGUACCCUAUAACAUAUAAUAUAUAUAUAUAUAAAUAUAUAGAAUGAUACAAGUAAAUUUUAGUAGUCUCAUAAAUGCAGCUAUCAGGAAACAUUUCGCUUGGUCACGUGUUUCUCAAAAACAUUGACUCUGGAAGGCAGUGACGGGACGAAACAGUCCAUCACGAGAUGAAGAAAUCCUCACGUUUGCUGUCGCUGCUCUUGCUGUGGGGGCAUGUAUGGACGGUGCUAUGCAUUCACUUACUUACCCAACGGAAACAUGCAUUCUUAACAGCAAUAGAAUAACAAACAACAUCUUGUUGUUGUUGCUUUUUUUGUAAAAAUAGGAGAAAAAAAACAAAGUCUAUCUUGAAUGUCAGAGAAACUGCAAUCACUUGACAGAAACUCACAACAGGGCUGUUUAUGUACCAACCUCCUCACCUUUGUUCUGGGAUUUUGUAAGGUCAAAUGUAGAGGCUGACAUUUCAGUGAGAGAAACCUGUAAAACAAAAAAAAUGCAUAUAUAUAUAUGUGUGUAUAUGUAUAUAUAUAUAUAUAUAUAUAUAUAUAUACAUAAUAAAAAUAUAGGCUUUGUAAUAGCGGCAGUUCCCAUUAAGCAACCCCCCUGGUUGGAGCGGAGAUGACUUCGCUGUCAGGAACAAACGCUGCUAGUCCCAAAGGAAGAGCCCAUAAUGCACUUUGAGAGAAUCUAUCUUCAGUUCACCGGACUGAUCAGCUGUUAAGAGAGAAAACUCAGAGAAGGUGCCUAAAUUGUUCUAUACGUUCAUUCGUUCAGCUUACUGUCAGAUGUUAUGCUUCUGCAAACAUACGCGAGUUCGAAGACCUAAAAGAAAAAAAAAAAAAAAAAAGAAAUGACAUCGGGGAAGAAAAAAAAAACAUGAAAUGUCAUGAGAACAAAAAUGCAAUUUAGCUAUAAUAAGAUAAGAAAAGUAACCACUAUAUACUGACGUUACGUAUGAAAAACAAGAAGUUUAAUGUGUGUUCUUAUUUUCCUCUGUUUUGUUUUUUGGUGGCACUGUAACAUGACUGAUUUAAGAAGAACAUGCCUUAUACUGGAAUAUCAAAACAAUAUGUUCCUCCAGCAAGCCAUGAUAAUGAACCUACUGUAUUAUGAUCAUUUGCUAUACUCUAGAAGAUAUGGACAAGAAGUGUACUAUUAUAAAAACACACGGUUUUGUCCUUUUGGUUUCAAGAAAAAGAAAAAGAAAACACUGGAUUCAUUCAGACGCCAUGUUCACAUGUUUUCAGAUCUCUACUGCUGAACCUUCUGCUAUAAUGUAUCUCUACAGAAACCUACUGGUCGCAAAAAACUGCAUGGUCGACGGAAGACUGCAUGAGCUUUGCCUUUCGAGCUGUGGAUCAACUAUAAUACAGUUGCGUCAUUUUUAAAAAAGAAACCCUUGCUUUCAUCUGCACCAAGGCUUCCUGUAAGGCCCUGUUCAGAAGUUGCGUCGCGAAGCGUGUCCUCUCGCCGGAUUUCUCUUUUUGGGGGGGAGUGGGCGCCCGACCUCGUCACCGAGGCGGCGCCGGGGGUCAUUGGAGAGCCGCAGCACGCCGCCUGCGCGUGGCGCGCUGCGGGCUCUGGACCUGAGCGAGGACAUCAAGGGCUAGUUUCUUCGACUUUAUCUCUAUUUCUAGGACUGAAAUGCUCUUGCAAGUGACAUUUCGCCCGUUCUCAUCUCAGUCUAGGCUGUAGUGAUACUGUGCUGUGGGAAACAUGUCCAUCGUGUCUAAACAGGGCCGCACACGCACACACGCGCACACACAAACACACACACACCCACACCCUCCUCCGCACUUCACUGGUUUUGAGGCAUUCUUGUCUGUUAAAAAAAAAAAGUCUGGAUGUUGGAUUUGCUUUUCUUGCCUGCUGAGGAGGCGCUGGACGGGAUCGAACGUCGGGAUGUUGUGCGCCUCACCCGCCGGAGGUGACCGCGCGCGCGAGGAGCUCUUGUUUGUGUUAAACGUGCGGUGGCUAUGAGUUUGUCUUUAUGUGUCGAGGGUGCGCACUUGGCCGCGAGGUAGGGAAGCUGGGCCUUUUUCUGGAGCAGAGUGUCGAAGGACUGUCGGACUCUUCUGCUCUUCUUUUCAUCCACAAGCAAGCCGAUUGUGUUAUCUGAUCCAGCCGUCAUUGUCAUGUUGUGUUUACCCAGGAUUAUGCUACAAUGUGUUCAGUUUGUCAGAUGAUGACAAAGGCAUGGUCUGUGAUCUAUGCAAGGGUUAUUUAUGUUUUCUUUUUCUUAUAUGAUUUCAUCUUACAUUAACUUCAAUAAAUUUUUAAGGAUC
This is a messenger RNA of Mugil cephalus (flathead mullet), 8182 nucleotides long. RefSeq names its product potassium voltage-gated channel, shaker-related subfamily, member 1a (gene kcna1a). The transcript is spliced from 3 exons. Gene Ontology annotation, cellular component: synapse; juxtaparanode region of axon; paranode region of axon. Gene Ontology annotation, biological process: potassium ion transmembrane transport; protein homooligomerization. Gene Ontology annotation, molecular function: protein binding; delayed rectifier potassium channel activity. The coding region runs from base 1606 to 3081 and encodes 491 amino acids. NCBI's taxonomy places the organism in Eukaryota, Metazoa, Chordata, Actinopteri, Mugiliformes, Mugilidae. The record is from RefSeq and is a predicted model, not a curated record.